Messenger RNA from Cicer arietinum (chickpea), 1830 nucleotides. RefSeq lists its product as uncharacterized. NCBI's taxonomy places the organism in Eukaryota, Viridiplantae, Streptophyta, Magnoliopsida, Fabales, Fabaceae. The record is from RefSeq and is a predicted model, not a curated record.
AUGGAAGCAGAAGAUCAACCUAUUCUACCUGAUUUCGAUCCACCAUCUCACCUGAAGAGCAUCAAUUUAGAUACUCAACAGAAAUCAAGUGAAUUUGAUCACUUUCUCAUUAACGAAGUCCCAACAGUAGAUGGAACUCUUGCGAUUGGAAUGAAGUUUCAUAACAAAGAUGAAUGCGUACAUGCAAUCAAGCGUUACCACUUAAAACAAUCAUUGAAUUUUGUGGUACAAAAGUCAGAUUUAGAAAGGUAUGUCAUUUAUUGUUCAGAUCCAAAUUGUUUGUUUAGAUGUAGAGCUUCAAAACGCAAAAAAAGUGAAUUGUGGGUUAUUGGUAAAUUGAAUGUGCCUCAUACAUGCACAAAUUCUGCAUUGUCACAAGAUCAUACGAAGCUCGAUUCUAACAUGAUAUGUCAAAGCAUAAUGCAAGUUGUGAAAGUGGAUCCUUCAAUCAAAGUGAAGGAAGAGUCUUACAAUCAACUCCCACAAUGGUUGUUGGUUAUGAAAACGUUUGCUCCAGGAACUAAAAUAGAAAUGGAAACCAUCUCAGCUUAUCAUGAGAAUAGUUUGAUAAAUGGGAUAAGGAUUUUUCAUAGACUAUUUUGGGCUUUCGUUCCGUGUAUAUCUGCGUUUAAAUUCUGCAAACCAAUGGUACAAGUUGAUGGGACUUGGCUGUACGGCAAGUACAAAGGAACUCUAUUGGUAGCAGUUGCACAAGAUGGGAACGACAACGUAAUUCCUAUUGCUUAUGCUAUUGUGGAAGUUUCAUUCUUAAUUUUUAUAAUUCCCAAACCAUGGAUAUUUCCACUUGCACAGAGGUUUAAUUCUGGUGGUCUAAAUUUUGCUAAAGUUCCUCAUAACGACGUAGAAGGAUAUCGAAAAACAAUUGAUCACAUGAUGGUUGAGGAAUUUUAUUGGAGACCUUAUCUCGGGUUCCAACAUGAAGUUUCAGAAGAAGAUAGGGCCACUUGGAGUGCAUGUACUUAUCUACUCUGUUAUCAUAUUGUUGAAAAACAUCAUACAGAUAGGGUCACACUCCAGUUUGGUUUACAUCAACAAAUACCACAACCACCAGAGGACAUGAAAUCGUAUCACGAGGUCGACAUGAGGCGUGGGAUUGAUGAUAAUUGGACUUGGGUUUGGAGGGAAGAAAUAAACCAUUGGAAUGAGCGCCAUAAUUACGUGUUGCAAGGUAACAUCGUACAAGGUGUUUUAUGUCAUAGCACAGAAUAUAUGAUUUGGUUUAGACAACACACCAAAUUGUUUAUAUCUGUAGAACAAUAUCUUCGUGAUCCCCGUUUACAACCGCCGUCAUAUCCUCGUGUGCAAUCGACCUCCCAAUCAACCCCACAACACCAAUACACAGCAGGACCGUCUUCAUCAUCACCUCAUAUACACGUCGCUACUGAAGUUCCAUUUUAUGAUCCACCACCAUCUCAGUAUUACGUUCCGUCGGUGCCAGAAAUACCAACACCCGGUUAUCCGACAGAAGAUGGGCUUCUCUAUAAUUUGUUUGGAACUCAGUGCACAACUCCUGAGUCGGCAUAUGCUGUAUUUGAUUCAAUGUAUAAUCAACAAUCGCAAAAUGUAAUGGAAGCAGGUGGCAGUGGUUCUAAUCCAUCUACAACUUACAUUGAAGAAAAUGAUCAAAAUGACGAUGAACCGGAAGAACCGCAACUUGUUCAGAGAGCUAGACGAGUUCGGCGACAUCGUACAUGUAUCUACUCAAAUUUGAUUGAUGAGGUCACUUCCCCAGGAAACGACUUCCUAUUGGAACAGAAAAGUAGGACAUUCAGAGAAUAUUGUUUCAAAGUAGGGCAUUUGAGGAAUUAA